Messenger RNA from Phytophthora nicotianae INRA-310, 1853 nucleotides. RefSeq lists its product as hypothetical. Lineage: Eukaryota; Oomycota; Peronosporomycetes; Peronosporales; Peronosporaceae. The transcript is spliced from 2 exons. The record is from RefSeq and is a predicted model, not a curated record. Bases 509 to 1234 code for a protein of 241 amino acids.
UGCCGCAUAGGGAUAAGUGAAGACAACAGGGAACGUCAGGAAGCGAGGUGAAGCGCCGGCGAAUGCCCCCUCGAUGAACCGCCGAUGAAUGUGAAGUUGUAGGACCGCGCGAUGACAGCGUGCUGUUCAAGGAGAUUUGGCGAGUACUUCGCCGUGAUGGUUGGACGGCCAAACCGCCCUCUCGGCGCAGCCUAAACAGUGAAUACCGCUGUGUGAAGCCUGGUCACAGUCCAGACGUCGAUGAAUGUAGCGACUAUUUUCUCGGAGAGAGAAGCCUAAUUGAAUACUGCAUGCAACUACACGGCAAUGUCGUCGUAUGCACUGGAAAUAUCGUGAAACUACUGCAACCAAGUUCAACAAUCACAAACACAAAAGUUGUACAUGAUAUGGAUUUGUUACCUGCAGCCGCCGUGGCCAUUGAACCUACUCACAUGCUGCUGGUGUGGAUGCUAGCGAUCGUGCGUCCUAUGGUGUGGGCGCUGUUCCUUGUGGUGAUGGAGUCGAUGCUAUGGCUGGUGUAGUCCGGAAAGAUACUGGAGUCGAUGAUGAAAGAGAUGACCGUCGUGGAGACCUCUCAGUCGACGUGGAAAUCAAUGUUUCUCGUGGGGAGAGCAUUCGGUCCCUCCAAUGCAGUGGAAAAGAAGGUGAAAGUGCCGGCAAUGCGACAGAAUCGGAAGUUCACGAGAUUGAGAAUGAUUUUCGUGGUGGUUGUGGAGAUAGGGCCAGCCAAAGGGCCGAUAAAGACGAUCAACACGAUGCGUUUCGUGGAGCUGGAGUGGGACGUGUUUGUGGCGGUUACGAUCGUUGCGGUACUGCUUUGGCUGGUGUUGCGGAACCGGUCGGUGUUGACGACAGUGAGGGCGACGCACAUGACAGUAGUGUUGCAGUUGGCACUGAAGUCAGUAAUACUCGUGGGAAUAGCACAGCCGGUUGGACUGGGGGCGUCGCAAGUGUAGAUCGCGCAGGAAUGCCUGUAGGCAUGUCGCGUAAACGAAGUGUAGCUGCAGUGGGAGAUGAUAACAAUUUGGAAGAUAAUGAACGAGAAGAAAAGACUGAUGAAGGCUCACGUUUAUUGGGUUUACCAAAUAACACUGUGAUGUACGUUAACAGUUUGGUUGUGUACUCACCAUCACGGGAAAAGUGGCUAAUGACUAAGAAGCUGGCUUCAGUCUUUAGGCAAGUGGGGGCAGCAUAUAUUAUGGGGGCGUGUGUGCCAGCGAGUUAUAAAUUGUAAAGUUGUUCUCUAUAAGGUGCGGUGGCGAGACACAAUGUUUAAGAAGCACAUGCAUUUUGUUUCAAGUGGAGUCCUCCAACCUGGAAUUGAAAAUUACCGAACACUGACAAGAACAGCGUCGAAACCUAGUUGGUACUCGCUAACUACGGUUCCAGAAUGUGAAUCUAUCCCUCGAGAUGCCGUUCUUGAGAAUCUAGGACUAGACCAACCCGUUCCGGUCGAAUUUGACCCAGACCUGAGUCUACGGACCAGUUUGAAGGAGGUUGAAGCCGUCAAAAACAUGAAAUUCGAUCCGAGGAUCAAAAUGGAGGCUCCGACUGAUUUGUACAGUCACGAUGACGACUCGACGACAACCCGCGUGCGCCCUGAGUGUACCUACGUCUUUACGCGCUCAGCCUCCUUUAGCUUCCUAGCCUACAUUCCUCUUUAGUUUUGGCGGCAAGUGGUGAACUAAAUAAACGCAUACGCAGUUGUGAAAGGAGUUCGACUGUUGCCUCCCUUACACUCUCGGAAUUGAUGAAAUUUAUUGGAAUUAUUGUAAUUAUGAGUAUUAACGACAAAGGCGAGUAUAAUAACUUCUGCCUGAAGAUGCAAUACUGGCCAAUCAGAACUCUUCAGG